AGUGAAUUGUUUAUAAUAGAAGAAAAUUAGGAACAUAACUGAAUUUAUUGGAGCUGAAGUGAAUUGAAAUGAACUGAAAUUAAGCAGAACAGAACAAACCUCUUUUUAUUUUAUUUUUUUGAAAAGGAAGUCUAUUUAUUUUUUUUACUGAAUGGAUGAACUUUCAAUACCAUAAUAGCCAUUUUCAAUUAGAAAACACAUGAGAAAUAAUAAAUUGGCACGCCAUCUAAAUUGGCUAUAUAAUCUUCAUUGUCAUGACUACUCAUAAAAUGACGACUUCAAUAUGUUGGUUCUUUUUGGUACAUAAUUACAUGCAGAAUUACGCUUACUAAUCUAAUAACUAUGAUAGUAAUCUCAAUUAUGCAUUAUUCAUUUUGUGUGUUACGUAGAAUAUGUUGUCAGCCUAACAUUUUCCUUUCAUUCUAGAUUCUAGAAGUUCUAAGUUCGCCCUCAAGGUUGUUGAGAAACAAUUUUCUUUCAAUUUUUCUCAUUUAACCGAAUUUUCCACCUAAAAAAACAAAUACUUCCCCCUUUUCCUAAUUUCUAAUUCACCAACUAAAGUACUAAUAUACAUCUACUAGUACAAAUUAAUAUAAUAUUUUACACUAGAACAUUUUGGUAAACAACUAAUUAGUCAAACUUACCAUUUAGCAAAGUCAAACAAACUAACUCACUUGAAUAACUUUAUAAAAACCCUCAACCAUUUAAACAACACAAAAUUAUUCCACAAUACCCAAAACUUAGCAAUCAAUUACGAACCAAAGAAGAUAUGGUGCUAAAGAGGAGUAGAGAGGAAAACUACAACGUAGAAAGCACACUAGCUAUGGCAAACUACUUAGUGAUGUUAUCACAAGGGCUAAAGACCGCAACUGUGACACACAAUGAAGGUCGUGUAUUCGAGUGCACAACAUGUAACCGUAAGUUUCCUUCAUUCCAAGCCUUAGGAGGGCAUAGGGCUAGCCACAAGAGACCCCGAGCAACAAGCAACGAUCAUAACCACGAUGACAAUGAUCACUCGACGGAUCAUACGAUUAAGGAAAAGCCAAAGAUGCACAAGUGUUUAAUUUGUGGAGUAACGUUUCCAUUAGGGCAAGCUCUAGGAGGUCAUAUGAGGCGGCAUAGAGCUGCCCUUAGUGAGUCUUUACUCCCUUCUCCUCCUCAUCUUUCUUUAUCUUUGUCAAGUCCUCCAAGUUAUGAUUGUUCAAUUGGGACUAAGAGAAAGGGUGGAAGUCUUUUGAGUUUGGAUUUGGAUUUGAAUUUGACUCCUCAAGAAAAUGGAUUAUUGGAGAUGAAGACCGUUCCUCCUAUUUUUGCUUGAUUCUUUUAUUUGUUAAUCAUUGUAUGUAGAAAGUACACUUAUUCUUUAAUUUUGGUUUAUUUUAUUAUGUUAACGAACUAAUAUUGGACAAAUUUGUCAACUACUACUUGGAAAACUU
Messenger RNA from Chenopodium quinoa (quinoa), 1436 nucleotides. Its product is annotated as zinc finger protein ZAT11-like. The coding region runs from base 770 to 1318 and encodes 182 amino acids. The transcript has a single exon. NCBI's taxonomy places the organism in Eukaryota, Viridiplantae, Streptophyta, Magnoliopsida, Caryophyllales, Amaranthaceae. The record is from RefSeq and is a predicted model, not a curated record.